UCUAAAUAAUAUUAAGUACACACUUACACGCACGCACACACACACACACACACACACACACUCACACUCGAACGCGUAAUAAUAUAAUAUCAACGCGUACACGUACAUGUAUACGUACGACGCACACGCACGCAUUCGCCUGUCACACCUCGAAAUAUAAGUCUACUGUUAUUUUUUUUUCCCAUCUUUCUUUUAACAAAACGCACACGAUUAAUGUUGUAAUAUUGUUAUAUUGUACCUACGCUCUCGAGAACUCGCGCGGCACACACACUCGACGACCGCGACGACGACGUUUACGCGAAUCCGUUUUAUUGUGUUUACGCGACAGUUGCAGUAGGUACGUAUACCUGCUUUACUUGAUACCGAGUUACGCGACGGUAUACAAUAUUAUUUUAGUAAUAGACGUUUUAACUAAAUCAUAAUAUUAUGUCUGUAUAAUAUACGCGAGUGUAAAUAUCAGCGUAGAUGUACCUCAUUAUACGCCCUGUAGUGCCAGUGCAUAUCAAUUCGUUUUCGAAUUCGCUCAUUAAGACGUAAUUUAUUGUCUGUGUAAUUUAUCGCGAAACUACGAUAAUGUCGUUCGCGACCCGCUGAGUUCAUCUAUACGUAUAUUAUAAUCAAAGCAUAUAUCUGUGAUCACCGCUGUGUAUAAUAUAUAAAAUCGUCGUGUACAAUAGGUGCAUACAAUUGUACAGAAGACUGUAAGUGACGAAAAUGCGGUGGAUGACCUGUCCGUGAACGACCGUAGCCGACGAAAAAUGAACGAAUCGGUGGCCGUGUGCAGCAGACAACAGGGUCCGUCGUAUCACCAUCACGGUCAUCACGUCGUAGUCAUGCCGGCGCAGUGUAACGGUGACGAAUGCCCGGCCGAACCCCAACCCGCUACCGUGGCCGGUUCGUGGACGGCUUACGGCCAUCAGCCCGCGGCGAUCGCCGCCGGUUACCAUCAGCACCACCAUCACCAUCAUCUGCAACAUCAGCAGCAUCAGCAACAGCAACAGCAGCAGCAGCAACAACAACAACAACAACAACAACAUCAACAGCAGCAACAGGACCAUCACCUUCAUCAUCCGCAUCAAGCAAUGCCCGCGGUACCGCCGCCGCAGUCGUUGAUGCACCACCACCAUCACCAUCAACCGGCGGACAGUGGCGGUUACGCCGCGUGGCCGUCGGCGGUCGUAUACAACAAGAGGCGGCUGUCGUACGCGGACGACGUACAGGUGUAUCAUCACCAUCACGCGCCGCCGCCGCCACCGCCGCCGCACCAUCAGCCGGCCGGCGCCGCGGCCACCUUGCAAGCCGUCGCGGCCUACAACCCGGCAGCCGUGACGACCUCGACGGCCACGUGCUCGUCGCCCGGCACGUCGUUGGACGAACCGUCUUCUGCGGCCGCCGCAGCGGCCGCGGCUGCUUACCAGACGGCCAACGACUACAAGUACUGGCCGCCCGUGCAACAACAGCCGUCGCCCACCGGCACAGGGCGCGUGAGUCCGUACGGUUGGAUGAAGAGAGUCGAGUACCAAGACCGUCCACAACCGGGUAGAACACGCACUAAAGAUAAGUACAGGGUCGUAUACACCGACUUACAACGUCUGGAACUCGAGAAGGAAUUCCACUUCAACCGAUAUAUCACCAUUACAAGAAAAACCGAGCUGUCCAAAAUGCUGAGCCUGUCUGAAAGACAAGUAAAAAUAUGGUUUCAAAAUAGGCGGGCCAAACAGCGGAAAAUCGAUAAAAAACGAGAAGAGACGAUUAUCAGCGAAAACUCAAAACAACUGAUCCAAACACCCGUCGAUUCGAAUUAUUCGAUCGAGAGCUGUUCGCCCCUGUGAAAUUAUCGAUUUAUUCAUACUGUGUAAAUGGUGGUACGAGAUAUUCAACCGAUAUCAUAAUAAUAUUAUUAUAUGUAUUUAUGGAAAAAUCCAACAAACUUUGGACACAAAGAAAUUGUACGUUAUACAUUUAUUUAAUAUUAUAAUACAUAGAUUGUAAGUUUUAAUCGCGUCUAAAAGAAUCGAUGUAACAUUUUUCAUUAUUUUAUUUUUUAAAUACAAUUUAAUUUUUAAUUUUUAAAUUAUUAUAGCAUAUUAUUAUUACUAUAAUAAAAGUUAUAUUUUUAUUUUAGCUAAUUUUUGAUUACGUGCGCUUGUCAUACCGUUACACUUUUGACUGUAUGUAUAGAAUACAUUGUUUAAUUUUAAUUUUAUUUUAACUACGGUAUUAUAAUUAUUGGUGUACAAUGUGUAUUUGUUUUAAUAUAAUACAACUGUUACUCGAAUUUUAAUUUUUACGAAUGAAUAGUGAGCUUAUCGAACUUGUUGAUAUUUUUAAUUGUCGCCGUGGUGUACUUACCUUUAUAGGUUUUAUUGUAAAAAGUAAUAUCGUAUUAUAAUAAUUAUGGGUAUUAAUCUACCUAUUAUACCUAUCUCGGUUGUAAUGUAUGUAGGUAUUGGUACUAUGUGCAGUUGUUUACCUACGUUAUUAGGAUAAUAAUGAUAAUAAUAAUAGUAAUAAUAAUAAUAAUUAUUAUUUUAAUAUAAUUAUGAUUAUUGUUAUUAUGACGACGAAUAUGUUUGUACUUAUUGACGAACGUUUACUGGGUGGCAUGUAAACGAUAUACAUCACUUGGAAUUUUAUUUCUAGAUUGUAAAUAAUAUUGUACUUAAGCAGACUUAAUCCGAACGAAUAUAAGUAGUUGAACUUAAAAUAAGAUUAUAAUAUUAAAAUGUUUUAAAAAAAUAGAGUUGAACAAUAAAUUAUGUGAAUGUUUUAUUGUUUGAUAUUGAAAUAUAUGUUCGGAUC
This is a messenger RNA of Rhopalosiphum maidis (corn leaf aphid), 2802 nucleotides long. Its product is annotated as homeobox protein CDX-4-like. Gene Ontology annotation, biological process: regulation of transcription by RNA polymerase II; cell differentiation; anterior/posterior axis specification. The coding region runs from base 759 to 1832 and encodes 357 amino acids. NCBI's taxonomy places the organism in Eukaryota, Metazoa, Arthropoda, Insecta, Hemiptera, Aphididae. The transcript is spliced from 3 exons. Gene Ontology annotation, cellular component: nucleus. The record is from RefSeq and is a predicted model, not a curated record. Gene Ontology annotation, molecular function: RNA polymerase II transcription regulatory region sequence-specific DNA binding; DNA-binding transcription factor activity, RNA polymerase II-specific.